Molecule: messenger RNA, 789 nt
Organism: Rotaria sp. Silwood1
Lineage: Eukaryota; Metazoa; Rotifera; Eurotatoria; Philodinida; Philodinidae
Source: the annotation of a GenBank genome assembly
AUGAUUUCUACCGGUGCACAUGACAUUCAAUGCAAUAAUUACUCAUUCGAUAAUGACAAUAACAUCUUCACGGGAGAAGGCUUCAUUGAACCAACCCUCAAUAAUCAUCUAUGUCCUAGUACAUUAGAGGAAUUAACAUCGUCCAUCUUUGGUGAUGAUCCAUAUCCAUAUCCAUUUGAAUUCAAUUUAAACGAAGAUCAAAAUUUAUCAACGUAUUGUGAUACAUAUUUAUGUCCAUACAAUGAAAAUAAUGGUGACGUUAACUCGAACACCAUUGCACUUAAUUCACUUCAUAAUAAUAAUAUUUUUGAAGACCGUGAUAUCAUUCCACCAUCUGCUAAUAAUCAUGAAAAUCUUUCAUAUGCACCACCAUCAACAAAUUUUUCUCAAGAUAACCAUCAAGUUCAUCAUACAACAGAAGAUCAAAAAAUUGCACGUAAAUUUCGAUUUGAUUUGAUCGGUAACAAAACUUUCGAAAAACGACUCUUAAACAAUGACCGUAUGUCAAAGCAAAUGUAUGCCAUUACAUGUUAUACCGAUAUUCGAAAAGAAUACGUUAUGCGUGAAAUAUGUCGGCAAUUUUCAUUGGAUAUUAUACAAUAUGCAUGUGUGUCUGUCGAUCAUUCUCCAACAACAACAGAAUAUUUUACAAUGUACAUACAAAUCCUUUUAAAAAGAAAUAAGAACAAAUUCGGUUGGUUUCUUGACAAAAUCACCGGUGAUAAAUGUAAUUAUCAUGUAACGAAUAAAGAGUUGGCAUGGAAUGAAUUUAUUAAAAAAGGCAAGUGA